This is a messenger RNA of Dioscorea cayenensis subsp. rotundata (Guinea yam), 909 nucleotides long. RefSeq lists its product as uncharacterized. Lineage: Eukaryota; Viridiplantae; Streptophyta; Magnoliopsida; Dioscoreales; Dioscoreaceae. The record is from RefSeq and is a predicted model, not a curated record. The transcript is spliced from 2 exons. Bases 1 to 909 code for a protein of 302 amino acids.
AUGGAAGUUGGAAAUUGCGCAAACGACAGUGCGAAUGCGAGGGCUGCCAAAGGAAAACGCGGAACUCCCAAUAAGAGAUGGAAGGCAGAAUUUGAUAAUUUUCUGAUUCCGGUGUUGGUUGAGCAAGCCAACAAAGGGCUGAAGUGUGACAAAUCUUUCAAAAGAGUUGCUUUUGCCCAUGCUGCAUCGGCAGUGAACACCAAAUUUAACACUGACUUUACAGCGGAAAAUGUUGAGAACCACUACCGGACACUGAAGGCUCGAUACGUGGAGAUUAAAAAGGCAAGAGACUUGAGUGGGGCGGGAUGGGACAACGAAACGAAAAUGAUUACCCUUGACCCAAUCGUUGCAUUCACUUAUACGGAGGUAUAUUUCUUUUUGUUUGUUGCUGCAAAAGCUUUCAUCAACAAACCUAUUGAAAACUAUGAAGGGUUACGGAUUAUUUGUGGCGAGGAUAGUGCGACAGGGUCAUAUGCGACAUCUCUGUAUUCGGAUUUUGGAGAGAAAACUAUUGGAGAUGAAAAUAAUGAGAAUGAGAACUCGGACUCACCAGUCGAUCAACGUAAUAGUGAUGAUGAUGGCACUGGGAAUUCAGCACCUCCAAUUGCGCGUAGUCCUGCAAUGUCAUCGAGCAUGAGGUCCCAACGAACAAAGGGGAGCAAAGACAUUCCAAUGAUGGCUGAUCUGGUGACAGUUGUCGGGGAAAUGGCAGCGACAAUUAGAAACCCUACACAUUGGUCAGAAACACUGUAUUCAAGGGUUAUGGAAGUUGAGGGCUUCACUGAGCAUGUGCUGGAAGAUGUGUUUGAUUAUCUCCAGGAGAGAGAAGCUGAAGCGAGAAAGUUCAUGGUUAAACGGUUAGAGAUGAGGGAGGCCUGGGUUCGGAAGUAUCUCGCCAACCUUGCUUAA